Molecule: messenger RNA, 7569 nt
Organism: Paramuricea clavata
Lineage: Eukaryota; Metazoa; Cnidaria; Anthozoa; Malacalcyonacea; Plexauridae
Source: the annotation of a GenBank genome assembly
AUUGCAAUGUAUUUGCAAUGCCAUCAUACCAUCAACCUGCUGGUGUUACGUUUUUUGGCCAAUGUUGUUGUUGGUAGUAUGGUAGGUACUGUAUGGUAGGCAUUGGCUUGCCCAGUGAUUAAUAAUACUGUCCCGGUGUACGUGUACUUAAUUGAUGAAAUCGAUAAUCGAUGAAAUUGAUAAUCGAUGAGUAUUGAUAAUCGAUGAGUAUUGAUAUCAAUCAAUACUAAUCGGUAUUUAUUACUUUCAAUUUCAAUUUGCUUUUCAAAAAUGACUUCCAAUGUUUACUUGUAAAUUCAAAAUGUUUGUUGUAAAGUUCCGAAGUUUGUUUCGAAGUUCGUUCCGAUGAUUUACGAUAAUCAAGUUUAGUAAGUUGUAAUUGGCUAGUUAAUUAAGUGAACCAGCCAAUCAAAUCGCUUGCUAAUAGACCUUUAUAAAAAGGUUGACGUCAGCAGGUUUGUGACGUAGUUUGCGGAGGAAAUCCCGAAAGCUCAGAGUUUUUUACUUGUUUUGAGUUUUUUUUAAAGCCAAAAGAAGCCAGUAUUAGGGCCUGUUUACAUGGAGGUAGGGUGACCCUAGCAGAAGGGUUACCCUAGCAAGCGGGUUACCCUACUUCAAUAUGUUUUAUAGGAAGCGUUUACAUGCGCGCUAGGGUUACCCUAGGGGUAGGGUUACCCUAUCAAACAGAUAGGGUGACCCUAGCAGCAGGGCUAUCUUUUUGUUUACAUAAGCCAUGUAAACGCGUCAGGUAGGGUUACCCCAGCAAGCGGGUCAUGUUUUAUACGUCCUACUGUGACAGACAAACAAGGAUAUGGCGUCGCUAGAUUAUACAUAUGAACAUAUCAGCCUGGCGAGUAUUUUAAACGACACCAGAAAAUAAAAAGGAUAAGCAAUUUACAAAUAAGGAAGCAGAGGCAUAGAACGAAGCUUUGACUUUGGACGAGAAAGCUGCGAAUGAUGUAGUUUCGAUAACAAAUUGCCAAAGACGGCGAAAAGGAAGCAAAAUUCCGGCGCAUCCUCAUCGACGUCAAAAAAACAAAAUAAAUGCUCUUGGUCAGCCGAACAUGUCGAAAAACUGUUGUGUUCGACUAUAUCAAGGAAUACAUUACGCUUAUUUACGCAAUGCGAGUAAUAGACCACACUGACAUUGAAAUAACCUCGGAAAUAACAGACCACAACAUUGAAAUGCAGCAAACAAAGGCCCAAUAAAUAGCAUUACACAAUUUGCCGCUAAAACUUUGCGUUUCGGCGCCAUUUAUCUAAUACAGACCGCUUAGCGACCACGCAUAGGUAGGGUUACCCUAUCCGGCAACAUAGCCCUAGCAGUAGGGUCACCCUACCUCAUGUAAACGCUCGCUAUUUUCUGACCUGCUUGCUAGGGUAACCCUCCUGAUAGGGUCACCCUACCUCCAUGUAAACAGGCCCUUAUGGUAAGUUUGAAGUACAUUUUUCUAUAUAUAGGCCAAAUGAGUUUUCAUAUUCGUUGUAGUUUAAAUAUUAUUUAUUUUUAUAUCAGAUUGUACAUUAUUUUACUGUCAACAUUUAUUCAAAUGUCAAAUUUUUCGCCCGGUUUGUUUACAUAUAUUUCGUUGCUAAAAAGUAUAAUUUUUCUUUUUUGUUUCUCAAAUUCAUCAGUCUAAUCAUCAGAAUGGCCCCAAUCAAGCUGUAGACAGCAAUACACAGGCUCAGUGAUCACGCAAAGAGGUCUUAUUGUUAUAAGUGAACUUUUAUCGACUCUGAAUACAUCUUGUACACAAUGACUCGUAUUAAGACUGAUAAGUCUGUUAUUUUUAUCGAUAUAGUUGACAGAAAAGGACAUACCCGGGUCAAAAAUUGGCAAGGAUAUUGAAAAAGCUACCAAAAAUAACUUAAAAUUUCGGCUGAAGUGUAGAGAUUUAAAGUUUAAAUCUUCAGAAACGAAAGCGGAGCUGUUUAUACACUGAUGAAUUUGAGGAACAGAAAAGAAAACCGAGCGAACAAUUUGCUAAAUGUUCAUAACAGUAAAAUAUUGUACAAUCUAAUAUAAAAAUAAAUAAAAUUUAUACGACGAAUAUGAAAACUCAUUUGGCCUAUAUAUAUAUAGAAAAAUUUGCUUCAAACUUACCAUAAUACUGGCUUCUUUUGGCUUUAAAAAAACUCAAAACAAGUAAACAACUCUGAGCCACAGAAUAGGAAGUUAUACCAGAAGCGUAACUCGAGCAAAUAUUUGUCCGCGUUUUUACAAGCGAUUCGUCAUCAAUCACGCCAUCCUGGCUAGUACAACCGGCACUUUGUACCUACCAAACCUGAUAAAAACUUCCGGCUGUACUAGCCAGGAUGGCGUGGCCUGACGUGAGCGAGUUAAAAUUUUCGUGGACGUCAAACAAUAAGGGAAACGACUAGAGUUACGCUUCUGGUAUAACUUCCUAUUCUGUGUCUGAGCUUUCCGGAUUUUCUCCGCAAACUACGUCACAAGCCUGCUGACGUCAACCUUUUUAUAAAGGUCUAUUGAAUCGUCGUAAAUCAUCGUAACGAACUUCGAAACAAACUUCGGAACUUUACAACAAACAUUCCGAAUUUACAAGUAAACAUUGGAAGUCAGUUUUGAAAAGCAAAUUGAAAUCGAGAGUAAUCGAUUGAAUUGAUAUGGAAAAUUGAUGAAUAAUCGAUGGCUUGUUUUGCUUUGACCUUUCAUUGAUUGAUUAUCGAUUUUUUAUCAAUUUUUAGUAAUGAAAAAUCCUCUGUUAAUAUAUGCAUGCAAUCAAACAGAUAACGCCAUAAUUUACUUAAUACGUACUGUAAAGGUGCGGUACAGUCCGUAUGUAAACAAAGGCUUUGUUUACAUUUCGGUAUCCAAAAUAAUGAAUUUUAUUCGACAACUAUUUAUAUUUUCAUGAUUCUAGAGUAUAAUAAAUUAUCAACAGACAACAAUCAAGCUUUGGAAGAACAUAAAAUAAAAACCUAAAUAAACUGUUUGCAAAUAAAAAGAGGGCUCCUUUGUGCACAUGCGCAGAUCGGACUGUACUGCAUCUUUAAUGUCGUAACAAUAAUUAAAACAAAUGUCAACCUAAUUCAGUAACAAUGGAUUAAAUUAAGUUGUUAAUAUAUGGCUAUACAGAUCAAAUACAUGUGCACAUGCCUUCAAAAAAUGGGAACAGAUUUACUUUUGCAAGUAAUACACUUGCUGAUAACAAUCGAUGAAAAUUGAUGAAUAUUGAUAAUAUUCGAUAAAAUUGGUCAUAACUUGUGAGUAUUUUGAUUGGUCAUCGAUUGACCAAUGUCAAUUGAUAUCAAUUAAGAAAUUAAUAUCGAUUGCCAUCGAUUGGAUUUCCGAUGAUCGGUUUUCAUCAUUGUAUUUUCCACUUUAUUCAGCAUUAACAUAACUGUGAUGCUUACAUAACAGGUAGCACCUGGCAUACCAUUCAAAUUAAUAAAAAUUGAUAAUUGGAAAUCCAGUCAAUAAACCAUUGAUCCUUGCAAUUAGUCAAUUGAUAUUGUUGUGAUCCUUAAGCCUGGUUCACACUAACCUGCGAUCAGGCCUAUAAAUAAAUAAAUAGGCCUGAUACAAACCUUAACAAAAGUCCAUGCCUUACAACCGUAUUUCGGUUGUAAUUCUGAUUGGUCUAUGAGACAAAAGAUUUUUUAAUCUGUCAUUUCAUUGGCUGGUGCUAAUUAGAUUAUACUAUUGUUGUUUUAAAUUUAUAUUAUUAUUAUUAAUAUAUUUACUGAUUUUGUAACCAAAGGUUAAAUUACAUCAGCUAUAUACUACAAGUAAAUAUAUAUCAAGGAAUAAACUACUAUUUACAAUUUAGUUUCGAAAUAAUUUGUGGUAGGAAGGAUUUUCUAAAUCGUUCUGUUUUACAAUAAUAAUUAUUAUAUUUACAAUUUCCCCUCGUAUCAUAAGCCGAGGAGGAUUUAUUAGGUAAAAAUUCAUCCAAUUUUUAGACUAGGUUCUCAUCUCUCAAAAAGAAUUGUCCACAUAAAAUCUCACGUCGUUCCUUCAAGGAUGGAAUUGUUGUAACUAAUAAUUCUCAAAGCUCUUCUUUGAACCCUUUCAAUAUUAUCACUAAAAAAUUCCGUAUUUUAAUGCCUGACCUUUAACAUUAUUAUUACUUACAGGGGAAAAAUAGCUAAACAUGAUACCGUCCAUAUGAACUUCUGCCGUCUUCCACAAAAUUCAGCAAUCUUUUAGUAUUUAAUGUGAUUUUUUUGGCCUCGCUCUAUGGAGCCCCUUGCCCAAAGAAGGAACAAAAAAAAUUGUUUGCGGCCCUGCUUUUGGAGCCUCGCUUUUUAAACUUUUGGUGCCUUGUGUUUUUCUAUUUGGAGGCUUCGCUUUUAGGGGCCUUGGACUCUUUGGGGCCCCGCGCUGUUUGGAUCCUGUGCUGAAACAGGAAACAAAAAAACCGUUUCGAUCCCGGCUAUUUGAGACCUCGAUUUUUAAAUUUUGGGGCCUGACGUUUUCUGAUGACCUUGGGCUGUUUGGGGCCCCGCGCUGAAACAGGGACAAAAAAAAACGUUUGGGUCCAGCUUGAUGGGGCCUCGCUUUUUAAAUUUUGGGGCCCUCGCGUUUUCUGGGGGACUUGGGCUCUUUAGGGCCCCGCACUGGCGCACUGUUUGGGUCUCCAACUGAAAGAUGGAACAAAAAAAUUCGGAAAAAAAAUAGGAGAGAGUAAGCGCGGGGCCCCCAAAAGCGCGGGGCCCGCGGCAUAUGCUGCUUCUGCCAUAUGGUUAAUCCGGCACUGCUGGAGAUUACUGCUACAAUCCACCAUGACACUUUCAGUAGCCGUAGUAUCAUCUACGUACUUCCAUCGGUCGGGCCAUUCAUCGAGAAGAUCGUUUAUCAUAAACAAAAAAAGAGACCGGACCCAAAACAGUUCCUGGGGGUACUCCUCCGUUUACAGUGCGUCCACUGCAGUAAGUGGGGCCACUUAUAUAUAGAGAACACUAACCAAUUGCAUUGCAUCACAAAAAGAAAAAUGUAAUCAAACUAUAAAAGCUCAUCCAAUCAAAAGAAAGAUUCAAAGUCUAUUUUUACCGUUUGACAUUCGUUUAUUUGUUCAAAUUGGUUUUGGCCUAAUGCUGAUUGGCUAAUGCGCCGUUUGUUGAUUUUUUCAAUUUUUGUUCUGCAAUAUGAUUGGUUAGUGUUCUCUAAGUGGCCCCACUUACUGUAGACGCACUGUAAAGCUUUCCAACUCGAAGAUGAUAUGUUUUAUAGUGAUCACAACUAUAAAUAGAUUGUUAAUAUGUCGUUGUGUGAAAUUUAAAUUUCUCCUGCAACAUUUUGAUUGGAUAUUAAAUAUAAACUUUACUGUGGGUGGAAAGCUAUUGGAUUAAGGUUUGUGUCAGGCCAUAUUUGUAAAAUAGAGCCUGACCUCGGCUUAGGUUCACAUUUCUAGCAAUUUUGUCGGCGAUUUUCUCCUCUUGACAAUUAUUGUAUUACUGACACUUAUAAAAACAAGACUGUGUUGGCUAAUAUAGUGAACAACUGGGUCAGCUUGAUCCAAUGGCCUCAUCACUAACUGUCCUUUUAGACUUGACAUCUACCCUGACAUCCCACUAAGUGAAAAAUACAUUAAUAGGACAAAGAAAUAUACAAUAAACAUUGGGAGCUAUAGUUCAUAUGAUCUAGUCUGGAUCUACAGUAUUUUGCCGAGAUAGCGUGUUGUAUGCUAAUAAGUUUUAACUAAAUGCAGAGACAUCAAUACUCGGUACAUCUUGAUAUGGGAUUCGCGAUAUGGAAACCAGAAUCACAAUGCAAUUCACUAUUUUGUUUCGUUGAUAGUUUUAGUAACAAAGAAAAUGGCGACCAAUGGAGAUGAGAUGAACGUACUUAAUCCUGUAGCACGAACAAUCUUGCAAGGCCUCUAUGAUUCUCAAAGUCCUUUUCAUUUACUGUUGGGAAUGCAUUACAUUUUAAAGACAAUAUGGAGUGAUAUUGUAACAUACUGGAAAUCGUGUAUUAAAUUAAGUGAUGAUAGUAACUUGAGUUAUGUGAAACUAAAAUGGGGCUAUCAUCACACUACGUCAGAUCUUAACUGGAUAGUGCGGUUCCCAACUCCGCACAAUAUAGACAUUAAUAUGAUGCCUUUUAUCAUGGAGAAGCAGUUUCAUGAUACGAAACUUCCGGAAUAUUUGCGAUCAUACUGGGACGAGAUUAUACGGCAGUGUAUCGUGAAAAAUGAUGUAGGUAAAAUAGGAUAUCUUACCAUCCAAGAAAGUUAUGUUGAUCAAGGUAGGAAUGUUAUAUAUUCUAAAUCACUCCAUCAUUAUUUAUUUUUCAUACUUGGCCACUUUUCGUUUAAGCGUAGAAAGGAACGCGGCAAUCAUACCAAAGCGCUACUUUUUGACACUUUCUUCCUACCUUUACAAAUGUUCUCUUCAAUGGUCCCUUUGUAGUUUGUAUGACACUUAGCCAGUGGCGAAAAUAAUUGGGUGAGGACCCCACCAUGAUUGCAAUUUUGUCCUAAACAAGACUAAAAACAGCCAAAUAUGAGUGUAAAUUGCAGUUUUGUCGGAGGUUUUGCAAUAUUCCUUUCCCUUUCCAUUGUUUUGAAUGUCUCUCUGUUUUCUAUGCCAUCCACUCACUCAUUUUUUUGACGUGUUUGUGGCAUUACGCCGCAUAAGGCCCAUUCAAUCUUCUAAAUUUAUAUAUGCUGACCACCAAUUGAAAGUAUAUUUCUGGUGGCCAUUCCCCACUACUUACUACUAUCUAUAAUUUUGUAAUAAAAAUGAAAUAUUACAGGUUCAUCACAGAGAAGAGCUGGCAUACACACCGAGUCCCCAGGUGUUGGGUUAUUAAAACGCAGCAAGGGAGAAGCUCAACACUUCCCUGCAUUUGAUCGAGGUUUCUGGGGUCAUGGAGUUGCAAAAUGCGAUUUGAAUUUAGAAGGUGGUAUUUACAUGGCAUCAAAUGUGGAAAACUCUUGUACAGUUUGGGAUUGUCAAAUCCUACGAUCUGAAGGAAACUGCCCUGAUGCUGUUGGUAUUCAUGGCGAUAUUGAACAUCUGAGAGAAUUUUUACCUCCAGAAAGUGAAGUUAUGGCUGCAAAUACACUCUACUGGAUCACAGAUAGAACACCGCACGAGGCUUUGCCUCAAAAUGAAGGAACAUAUAGACAGUUUUUUAGACUUGUAACAAGUGAAGUAUCAUUCUGGUUUCAAGAUCAUUCUACAAAGAACCCGCUUGGCGUUGUUCCCGAUCCAGAAUUCACAAAAAUUCUCAAAGGUUCGAAGUUUGAUGGAAGUUUCCACUUAGCUGAUUAACAUUGCAGUGGCCUAACUACUAUGGGUUCAGACCGGGCGAACCCGGGGGCCCCCAACCCCAAUGGGCCAAAUGGAGACCCCCAGGCUCAGGCUGUUGAACCAAAACAUUGGCCAGGGAGGCCUCUGAUAUGUUACAUUAUUAUAUAUCAAUAGUCAAAGUCGCAUUUUUCUAGUGUUUUAUUGGUUGAGAGCAUAUCACGUGAGAGUGACGAAAUUAGGCUGUCUCCCUCGCAACAGCGCGAGAGGGAGAUAAUACGUUAUCGACCGGCGAAUAACAAAAAAAAAAUCACGUGCGCCAUCACGUGAAGAUGCGACCUUUGGACAUGC